Molecule: messenger RNA, 1727 nt
Organism: Sitophilus oryzae (rice weevil)
Lineage: Eukaryota; Metazoa; Arthropoda; Insecta; Coleoptera; Curculionidae
Gene: 7B2
Product: neuroendocrine protein 7B2
Exons: 7
Coding region: 169-906 (245 amino acids)
Biological process (GO): neuropeptide signaling pathway; regulation of hormone secretion
Cellular component (GO): secretory granule
Molecular function (GO): enzyme regulator activity
Source: RefSeq, a predicted model, not a curated record
UGACGCUUCCCUAUUUCCUCCCCGCAGGUUUUAUUUUGAAUUUUAGUUCGUAUUCUGGAUUAACACUUUAGCAACCGUUUGUGAUCAAUUAAAGAAAGUUAACCUUUUACAAACACACAAUAUUAAAUUUAAUUAACAUUGAAAAAAAAAGAACUCAAGUCGACAAAUAUGAAGUUCGUGUUUGUUCUUCUAUUAGUACCCCUUUCGGGGGUACUUUCUUAUUUGCCAACUGGAAAAGAGAGCUAUUUGUCCAGUAUUUUUCUUCGCGAUUUGGUAAAUAGAAUCAAUAGGAAAGAGGACUUGAGAAAUGGUGGAAUAUCCUAUCUAGAUCUAACAGAAGGUCUACCAUUGGAUACAAGAGAUUUGGAGGAAGAGCAAGAUUAUGACAGUUUGGGGGAUAUUAAUAUGCAUCCCAGUAUCAGAGACCAGGAGUAUAUCCAGCAUGGUAGCCUGUGGGGCAAUCAAUACAUUUCCGGAGGAUCGGGUGAUGGAAACCAAAUUCUUACUCCCGGAUUGAAGAUUACCAAGCAAGAGAUUAAGACAGAUGCUACGUUGCCGGCCUAUUGCAAUCCACCUAAUCCUUGUCCCGUCGGAUAUAAUAAUAAUCAAGGAUGUUUGGAAAACUUUGAAAACACCGCUGCUUAUAGCCGCAGCUACCAGGCAAUGCAGGAUUGUAUGUGCGACACCGAACACAUGUUCGACUGUCCCAGCGUUAACAACCCGAUGGAAGAUCCAAUGGAUGUGGCUCGCGUUGAUUUUGGUCGUUUUCUACAACAAUCGUUGAAGAUGAAUCCGCAUAAAAGUUUGAUCGCCAAAAAGUAUCAUACUUCUGAAAAGAAAGCCAAUCCAUUCCUGGAGGGUGAGAAGUUACCAGUAGCGGCGAAGAAGGGCAACAACAUGUACUAAGCCCAGCAGCACCGCUCUUGCCGGCUAGGAUGGGCCCUAGCCGCGCACUGCUACGUCAACGCAGCACAUCGGACCUCGGCCCAAACCCAAUACUACCGACCCGCGGCAAAGAACAAGGACGAUUCUCUCACUCUAAUUAAUAUUUAACUAAUCCCGAAUCAGUUUAAUCUGAAAUCCCCAUCUCGUGAACAAUAUUUUAGAUAGUAGUUGCUUUUUAUGUGCUAAAUAUACUCAUUAAAUACACCGAGUAUGCGUGAAUCAUGUCAGGGACACAAAAACACGACCUGACAAUUGUAGAGAGCAUUUCUCUUGAAUGAUUUUCGAAAACGGAAAUCCACACACCGGUUGAGACAUUACUUAAUCGCGCUGUGGUCGGCGCAGAUUGGGCUCUGCGCGAACCGCACGCGCCCCCACUCACGAUUUUGACGACAUGGCCCUAUUCGACUCUAUUGAUAGUACGACGGGCGGGGAGAGUUAACCUGUGUGUCUAUGCGCGGUUUACUUUCCUCGCCCCGCUCUUUCUUUGACACUUUGAAUAGAGUCGAAUUCACUCACGAAUUAUUGACACGACAAAAAACCUAAUAAUAAAACUUAACUACUUUCUCUAACUCUUAUUGCAAAUUUUAAUGGUGGACUAUUUGUACAAACCUGCUACUUUCUUCAGAUUUACUUGGAAACAUAAUAUAAUGUAUUAUUGGUGUUUUAAAAUAUUUAUCGAUGUUACUAAAAUGGUUAACCAUUUUAUAACAGACAGGCUUGCUAGGCCUGUUGCCCAGGCAUGUUCUGUUAUACUCAACCAAUAAACGUAUUCUCUUAAUGCA